Molecule: messenger RNA, 759 nt
Organism: Lactuca saligna
Lineage: Eukaryota; Viridiplantae; Streptophyta; Magnoliopsida; Asterales; Asteraceae
Source: the annotation of a GenBank genome assembly
AUGAAGGCAUUUACAAUGGCUGAAGAGGUUCCAAUAGUUCAUCUCUCUGAGGCCUUCUCCACUUCCAUCUACACCAAAACUAGAGAAAUUAUCAAUUUCGAGGUUGCAAACCACAAGACCUCCACGAAAACAACUAAUUUCUGCAAGCUGUUAGGGCUUGUUACGCCAAAAGAUAGUGUUGACCGAGAAUCAAUUCCAGCAGCAGGCCUAAUAGAGAUGUUCUACCAGAUAGGGGUAGAAAAAAUGAAAGCAAACGUGUCCACUUCAGAAAGCGUCAAAACUCCAAUGAGGGAAAAGAAACCAGUUCAAAAACUGACACCAUCAUCUCCGGUUUUUCAAGAGGAAUCCGAAGAGAGAACGGAAACUAAAGCUCAACGGGACAACAGUCUCAGAAAUGAAGAAGAAGAUACAGUUGCAACUUCCGAACCCGCCCCUAUUGAAUAUAUUUUGAAGAUUCCACCUUUACCACCAGCAAGUUCUGUUAAAACAUCACUUCUACAAGUAUCAAUUCCAAUUUCCUCACACAUCUUCACACACUACACAAUUCCCACAACUUCAUUCGUUUCCACUCCACCAAAUGCUACCAUUGGUGUGACCUCCAAACAGCCUUCGUCUUUAGUUCCUCCAGCUGAUGAUGAUAAUAGGAUAUUAUAUGGUGAUGAUCAAGAACCUGUUGCACAUUUUUUCUUUCAUCCUUUCUUUGUAAAUCUUUCAAGUGAUGGUGACAUCGCGCCUAUCAUGAAAGGCCAAUUCAAGUAG